GGCAGCAGUGAUGAAGGCAACGCUUUUUCUCGAGGUGGCGGUGAUUUCUCGGCCACUUUUUUUCGUCCGUUUCUCGAAGGCCGUGCCGAAACGUUUCCUUCCACACGAGUCGCGUUUGCCGUGUAAUCAAAAUGACCGAAAACACAGCCACUGUUCGGACGAGGAAGUUCAUGACCAACCGGCUUCUUGCCCGGAAACAAAUGGUCGUGGACGUCCUGCACCCUGGUCUGGCUUCAGUAAAGAAGACGGACAUUAGAGAAAAGCUUGCCAAGAUGUUCAAGUGCACACCUGAUGUUGUAUUUUGCUUUGGCUUUAGAACUAACUUCGGUGGUGGCAAAUCCACUGGUUUUGCUUUAAUUUAUGAUACCUUGGAGCUUGCCAAGAAGUUUGAGCCCAAGUACAGACUCCAGAGGCACGGACUCUUCGAGAAGAAGACACAGACCCGCAAACAGCGUAAGGAGCGCAAGAACAGGAUGAAGAAGGUCCGAGGAACCAAGAAGGCUAAGGUUGGACAGGCAGCAGGCAAGAAGGGUCAUAAGUAAACGAUGCUGGUGGACGACCGACUGUAAGCUACUAUCUUUAUCGUACGGUAAUAAACCUAAAUCGUUUUCAA
This is a messenger RNA of Thrips palmi, 613 nucleotides long. RefSeq names its product 40S ribosomal protein S24 (gene RpS24). Gene Ontology annotation, cellular component: ribosome. Gene Ontology annotation, biological process: translation. Gene Ontology annotation, molecular function: structural constituent of ribosome. The coding region runs from base 132 to 542 and encodes 136 amino acids. The record is from RefSeq and is a predicted model, not a curated record. NCBI's taxonomy places the organism in Eukaryota, Metazoa, Arthropoda, Insecta, Thysanoptera, Thripidae. The transcript is spliced from 6 exons.